AUGGAAAUCGUUGGGAAAUCAUUCGAUUCAUCAUCACUCUCCAUCCUAGUUCCGAAGAUGCAUGGAUUUCUACACAUGAACUCCAACGAGAUGGAUGAAACUUUACGGCAAGACUUGACUUCAAACUCUCCCUCGAGUUCUUUUCAAGAAAUGAAGAAUGAUGCAGGAGCUUAA
Molecule: messenger RNA, 174 nt
Organism: Dovyalis caffra
Lineage: Eukaryota; Viridiplantae; Streptophyta; Magnoliopsida; Malpighiales; Salicaceae
Source: the annotation of a GenBank genome assembly